CUGUGCGGUGCGGCAGGGCUUGCCACCGGCCGGCGUUGCAACCUGCAAACCAAUACAACCAUCUCCCAAGUUGGUUGAUGCGACGUCCCAGCUACCUCCCCCCUCAUGGCUACAACUAGCGGCGGCGGCAGCAUUGGUGGCCGGCGGAUCUGGGGUACCUCACUCGCCGUCCUCGCGCUCGCCGUCGCCGUCGCCCUCGCCUCCUUCCUCUCCCUCCGCUCGCCCGGCAUGGCCGAGGCCGACGACCUGCCCGCCUCCGUCCACGACAUCUCCGUCAAGGAUAUAAAGGGGAAUGAUGUGAAGCUGAGCGAGUACGCCGGGAAGGUUCUUCUUGUUGUUAACGUGGCUUCAAAAUGUGGCUUAACAAAUUCCAAUUACAAGGAGUUGAAUGUCCUGUAUGAAAAAUACAAAGAAAAAGGUCUUGAGAUACUUGCAUUUCCAUGCAACCAAUUUGCUGGUCAAGAGCCUGGCAGCAACGAAGAAAUCGAACAGACAGUUUGUACCCGAUUCAAAGCAGAGUUUCCUAUUUUUGACAAGAUUGAUGUUAAUGGGAAGGAAGCUGCACCACUAUACAAGUUCUUAAAAUCACAGAAAGGUGGAUUCCUUGGUGAUGGCAUCAAAUGGAACUUCACAAAGUUUCUCGUCGAUAAAGAUGGCAAGGUUGUCGAGCGAUAUGCCCCAACAACUUCUCCAUUGAAGAUUGAGAGUGAUAUCCAGAAGCUACUUGGGACCUCAUAACUAGCAUCACAGAACAUGUAUGUGGAUGCCAAAUGUUGUAUAAUUGGCUUAAAAGAAGGUGUUCCUACAUGUGAUGUUUUGUAAAGCACUCGUGAGAUGCAAUUGGUUUUAAUUGUCUAUGUUUAUAAGCAAGUGGUUUGCCUCUUUUAUAUGCAGAAAACAUUCUGUGCGCA
Messenger RNA from Oryza brachyantha (malo sina), 911 nucleotides. Its product is annotated as probable glutathione peroxidase 2. NCBI's taxonomy places the organism in Eukaryota, Viridiplantae, Streptophyta, Magnoliopsida, Poales, Poaceae. The record is from RefSeq and is a predicted model, not a curated record. Gene Ontology annotation, biological process: response to oxidative stress. Gene Ontology annotation, cellular component: cytosol. Gene Ontology annotation, molecular function: glutathione peroxidase activity. Bases 106 to 738 code for a protein of 210 amino acids. The transcript is spliced from 6 exons.